This is a messenger RNA of Ceratotherium simum simum (southern white rhinoceros), 821 nucleotides long. The record is from RefSeq and is a predicted model, not a curated record. Lineage: Eukaryota; Metazoa; Chordata; Mammalia; Perissodactyla; Rhinocerotidae.
GGCUGCGCCGCGGGGCGCAGGCUCGGAGCCCACCGUUCUCUGCCCGGAGGGCAUCCCAGCCCCUUGGCGGCGAGAGGCGGAGCCGGAGCCUGGGCGGUGGGCUCCAGGUGGGCUCUGGGAAGGAUGAAGCAGGCCCUGGUGGACGACACUGAGGACGUGUCCCUGGACUUUGGCAAUGAAGAGGAGCUGGCCUUUCGGAAAGCCAAGAUCAGGCACCCCUUGGUCACCUUUUUCCACCUGUUUUUCCGAGUGAGUGCCAUCGUCACCUAUGUGUGCUGUGACUGGUUCAGCAGAAGCUUCGUGGGCUGUUUUGUCACUGUGCUGCUCCUCCUGUCUUUCGACUUCUGGUCUGUGAAGAACGUAACCGGAAGACUCAUGGUGGGCCUUCGCUGGUGGAACCAGAUAGAUGAAGAUGGGAAAAGCCACUGGAUUUUUGAAGCCGGAAAGGUCUCUCCACAUAACGUGGCGGCCACAGAAGCUGAAGCACGGGUCUUCUGGCUUGGCCUUGUCAUCUGCCCGGUGAUUUGGAUCGUGUUCUUCUUUAGCGCCUUAUUUUCCUUGAAGCUCAAGUGGCUGGCCCUCGUGAUAGCUGGGAUUUCUCUCCAAGCCGCUAACCUGUACGGCUACAUCCUUUGUAAGAUGGGCAGCGAGAGUGACGUCAGCAAACUGACAGCCAGUUUCCUGUCCCAGACGGUGUUCCAGACGGCCUGCCCAAGCGACUUUCAGAAGCCUGGCCUCGAAGGGCUGGAGAUUCACAAGCACUAGGUAAUUUCUCUGGGACCUACUCUUGAUAGUACUGCUGGUCUAGGGUGGACCCCAAC